Molecule: messenger RNA, 3707 nt
Organism: Alligator mississippiensis (American alligator)
Lineage: Eukaryota; Metazoa; Chordata; Crocodylia; Alligatoridae
Gene: HMGA1
Product: high mobility group AT-hook 1
Exons: 4
Coding region: 1-333 (110 amino acids)
Biological process (GO): regulation of DNA-templated transcription
Cellular component (GO): nucleus; chromatin
Molecular function (GO): DNA binding; transcription coregulator activity
Source: RefSeq, a predicted model, not a curated record
AUGAGUGAAUCCAGUGCAAAAUCCAGCCAACCCCUGGCUUCAAAACAGGAGAAGGAUGUCUCCGAGAAGAGAGGACGGGGCCGGCCCAGGAAGAAGCCGCAGAUCCGGGCAUCCGCUGACAGCCUUGCCCUUUCUCUUCAGCAGGAACCCAGCGAGGCCCCGACCCCCAAGAGACCACGUGGCAGACCAAAGGGGAGCAAAAACAAGGCCACUGCCAAAAGCAGGAAAGCCGCAGUGGCACCUGGGAGAAAACCUCGAGGCCGGCCCAAAAAAACGCAGAAGGACGAAGAGGAGGUGAACAUUUCGCAGGAGUCGUCCGACGAGGAGCAGUGAACACUUGAACUGGCACUACCUCAUUACUCAACUUACCAAUUUCUCGUCAUGUUCCAGGACUGAGGAAGGGGGGGAAAAAAAGAUCUUCUGUAACUUUUUUUCCCCCCCUCCUCUGCUACUUUCUCACAUUCAGAAAACAAAAAAAAAAACAAAAAACAAAACCAACAGCAGCACUGGAGAUCAAACCGACAGGCCGUCAGCUGCUCACGCGCCGACGGUGGUAACAAAGGGGGAGGACGUUCUCUCCCAGUUCUCUCUUAUUGGACAGGGUUAACAUUUAGCCUACUGGUUUCUGUAGUUUCUUUUGUUCCUAGUGAAAUUCCUCGAGGGAGGGCCCCUGUAGAACAGCUGCUCUCUAGACGGCAGGUUUGCAAUAGGCCUCCAGUAGGGAAAUGGGGUGGCGGGGCUCUCAGUUGUCUGCGUUUUAAAAUUCAUGUUUGAAUUAUUUUUUUAAGCAAGUAGUGGGGAUGGGGGUAGGUUUGUGCCAGCCCCCCAUCUCCACCCCAGCAAAGCAGAGGCAGAUUUCCUGCCCAUGCUUUGCUGAUGGCAGAGGGGAGCGGAGAAGUCCAUCCAGGAGGAAAGUCCAGCAGUUAAAGGUCUGCUGUGGAUACAAGCUAAGGUCAGAGGACCCUGAAUACAGCCUGCUUUGUCCCCUCCUUCCACUGCCAGCCGCAAGGCUUGUUUGCAGGCUAGUUUGGCGGGUGGCAGGGAGGUAAACUUACCCUCUGCAGCUCUGUUGGCAGCAGUGGCCUGUGUUCAAGUCUGUCACAAUCCGCUGGACACUGCAUGGCUGAGCACCCCCCACUAAGGCAGGCUGUCCCCCACAGGGAGCUCCGCAGGGGGCUUUGACCAGAUGACAGCAGCCCGCUGCUUCUGCCAGCGGUGCGAGGUGCCCCCAGCAGGUCUGCUGUGCGCUGGCCCUGCCCCCUGCAGCUGACCCUGAAGCGGAAAGGUUUAGACAUGGAGACUCUGAACUUGCCAUUCCUCCUCUUUGAGCCUAGUGGGGGUCCUUCACCGGUCCACCCACCCCCUCUUCCCUCUGCCAGUUGCCACGCUGCCCGAGCUCCCCACAGCCAUGCACUCUGCUGGCCCCUGGCAAGGGGGUAGAAGGGAUCAUCCCCAUUGGGCCCCAGGCAGCCUUUAGUGCCAGCUGCGGGAGAGCCCCCCCCCCGAGCAGUGGCUGCGUGGCUCUCAGUUCAACAGAGUCGCGUUCCCUGUUAGGAGAGAUGGUUACUGCUGUGCGAUCUUCCCCUGGCAGGAACAUGACAGCAUGAGGCUGUAGGCUGGGACUUGGGAGACAGGUGCUCUGCCCAGCUCCGACACCAGCCUGCUGGCUUACCCUGGGCAUGUCCCAUCUCCCCUGCACCUCCCUUUUCCCUCUGGCAGAAUAGGGCAGAGCGAUCCUGGCCCUUGCAAAGCGCUUUGAGAAAUGCUGAUAAAAGUGGUGGGUAAGAAUAUUACCCCAAAUUCUUCAAGGGGUCUUAAAAAAUGUCCAGAGAGCCUGGUGGCGGAGAGGGAGCGGUCUCCCCACACCCAGCAGAAAUAACUCUCUGGCGCACCCCAGGCUGCUGGAGGCUGGAGCGGGCAGCAAUGGGCACAGGCCCCAGCUGACAGUCAGGUCCUCACCAGGCAAGACCAAUUUGCACUCCCAAGCCUGGAAGUGGGACACAGCCUGGGCUGGGGCUGGGUGGGAACUGCCCUGAGGGAAUAUUUAAGCCUCAGUGCUCAAAAAGCACAUCCUUUUCUGCUUGAAGUUCAGUGUCCAGCGCUGUCCCGAGAGCAGCACUCCUGCUCUUUGCAUCUCCCCUCCAAACUUAAAAGAAAACAAGCCUGUGCCCUGCAGACAGCUGGAUAAGACUGUAGAGACCCCACCACACCCCCCCCCCCCCCAAUGCCCUGUUGCACUGGUAGCUGCCUUGUCACUUCAGGCUCCCACCCCCUGCCUACCCAAGGCCACACGUGGUCAUUUUGCCCUGGAGCUUUGCCUGCCGGAGCCGCUCUGAGCAUGGAGCAAGUCUCCACCACCAAAAAGGGAACUCUGCCAAGCAGUGCUGCCCAUUUCUUCCCUCUGUCCUAUCAGCUGUGGGGAGCUCUGCAGCAGGAAGAGGCUAGUCGGCAUCCCAGCCGCAUUUCCAAGCCCCAGUUCAAAGGAGGGUCUUUAUCUUCUAGGUUCUCUCUCUUUUUUUCCUUCAUUCAUAACUACCUCUGGAUAAUUUAAGUUCCAUUCUCUUAACCACAGAUAUGCUGCUGCUGUUACUGCUGCUCUACUGGUUGCACAGUUUAUUAUUCCAACGUGGUCUGCCUGGUACUUUAUUUUUUUUCCCCCUUUUCCCCCUGCUCCAGAAGUGAUUCAUUUACCUUAUAGUGCAGAGGUUGAUUUGACUGGGAUUUUUUUUUUUUUUUUUUUUUUUUUAAGUAUUAGGUUAUACAAUUAAAAGGGAUAGAGCCUUGCAAAGUGGUGUGGUGAAGGCAUCCCUCCCCAUAGCUGAAUGUUGGUGGGAGGGAGGGUGGGUGCCGUGGAAGAGAUACCAGGGUCUCCUUGUGCCCAGGUCAGACUGGCAACUUCCCAGCACCACCCACGUGCUUCCCACUGGAAACUGGGAGGAAAUGGGAAAGCUGCAGGCCAGGGGGCUUGUGGCAUCAAGUGGAGAAACCCCCCCUUCACCUCCCACCAGCCCCUUGGGAUCAGCUCACCAUCUCCUCUUGAUGCCUCUUACCCCAAAGCUGUCCCAGGCUGCUCAGCCACCUCCAAGUUCCACUUGCGGGCAUUUCUUAAACAGAACAGCCCAGCCGAACUCAGGGCAUGGCCUUGGUGUUGCUGCAUCAAUCCUUCCUUUUGAUAUAGUGGGGCUUGGGUUUGCCCCAGGUGAUGCUCUCAAGCCUGAGGAAGGAGGUUUGGGGGCUGGAGGGAAGGUGCUGCAGACAACACGGCUGCUUUCAGCUGUAUGGGGUGGAAGACGAGCUGCUCUUCCCUCCUGAAUCCAUGCCAGACACCUCCUUCUCCAGGCAUCGUGCCCUCCAGGCCUCGCGGGGGAAGCAUGCCUGGAGGAGGUUUCUGAGGGCUUCUGAGCCGGGGCCAUGUCUUCACCACACCGCUCAGACCCUUUAGAUACGACCAACUGCAAUGGAGCUGGGGGUCAUUUCCAUGGGGAAGGCCACGAGCAAGGCAGCAAAGGCGGGUCUGCAGUUCACUGGGUUGGAAAUUUUUUACUGAGUGUUGAGGUCACCUGCCAGGUGGGGCAGGGGCACGGCGGGAGCGCGGGCGGUGGCCGACAGUUGGUAGAAAGUUGUGUUUCAUGGUCCAUUGUUAAAGACCUUUUGGUUUCCUAUUUGCAGUUACUUGAAUAAAACAUUUUAUGGAUGUUUCAAGCCUC